Messenger RNA from Vigna angularis (adzuki bean), 1006 nucleotides. RefSeq lists its product as uncharacterized. The transcript has 2 exons. NCBI's taxonomy places the organism in Eukaryota, Viridiplantae, Streptophyta, Magnoliopsida, Fabales, Fabaceae. Bases 131 to 859 code for a protein of 242 amino acids. The record is from RefSeq and is a predicted model, not a curated record.
CAUCACUAAUCAUAUUUCUAAUCUCAAAAACCUUUCAUCUUCUUCUUCCUCAUCAUUCUAAUAAUAACCAUGUUCAUCACCCACUGCUAACAAUCUCAUCAAAUCCUUCUUUCUCAUCCUUUCUAUUUCCAUGGCCAAAUCCAAAACCUCUCUUUUUCUAUGUUGUUUUGGCUCUUCCCAUGCCUUCGAAUCUUCUCCCACCAAACCCUCUAAUGUUUCAAACAUCAAGAAGAAAAAGAGGAAGAACAAAACUACUACCACAAGUUGUUUUUCAUGGCUAAGGAUUCGAUUCACCAAGAAAUCAUCUUACAAAACGGUGCCGUUUGAAGCUUCAAUUCACUCUCACCAUGCUCAUUAUUCCAAGGCCAAGUCAAAGUCAACUCUUCCUCAUAAGCCUCAGUCUCCGGCAACCACCAACCCUCCGCCGUCCACUCACCCACCCGCCACACCCUAUUAUACCCCCACACAGACAAGACACGGUUUGGAAAACAACGCAGAGGACACGCGUCAACAGGGGAGAGGUUCUCCUGCUCAGGCGAAACGGCAGGCGGGGCGGCUGCCGCCGCCGGCGGUGCGAACGCAAACGACACGUAAGAAGGCACGAAACGACGGUGUUUUUGGCAUGUCGGUGGUGGUGGUGACUUUGGUGAUUAUGAUAUUUUGGGGUCGUUUAUGUGCCAUUCUCUGUACUUCGGUGUGGCUCUACUGCGCUCCGCGCUGGGGGAAAAUCGGUAGCGUAAACGACGACGGAAACUCCAAAACGACGCCGUCCAACGAGGUUGAUCUCGAUUCGGAGGAGUACAAGAAGAAAGUGAUAAUGGAGGGUCUUCUUGGGAGAAAUCACAGAGCUGGGCUUUGAAGAAGAAGAAGAUUUUCGCAACGCUGUCGUUUGGACUCUGUCGCCUUCACAUUUUUCUCUAUCAUUAAUUAGUACCAAAAUGAAAAGAAAAAACAAUUGUAAAUUCACGAAAUUUCAUGUAAAAAGAUUUUCUUUAUAAAUUCAAAA